GUUCCUUACACGCCAACAUGCUAGGAUACGUCACUUAUUUCGGGCACUCUAUGGGCCUUGCCUUUUUCGAUGGCGCUCUGUUCAUGUUAAUGGGCAAGGCCGAGCGCGUGCUCCAAUCUGCUCCAUUUAUCGCUGCCACAAUCUUCGACGCAUCCGCUGAACACGGCAUGCAGCUGCGAGCGGCCACGGGCAAAGGUGCAGUGCUUUUUCAAUUCCGAGGCACAGGAGCCAUAGGUGCCAAGUUGAAGCUGUGGAGGGACAUGAAAG
Messenger RNA from Prorocentrum cordatum, 267 nucleotides. The record is from the annotation of a GenBank genome assembly. NCBI's taxonomy places the organism in Eukaryota, Dinophyceae, Prorocentrales, Prorocentraceae.